AUGAUUGAAAACAUUAAUUGUUUGGAUAAGACGGUGAAUGGGAUUGCCAAUGAUGUCGAUUUUGAAAAAAUACUCAGUAUUUUGGAUUUUCCCCUGGAAAUUUUGGAAGGGGAUGGAUUAUAUGGAGAUUGGGAUGCUAAUAAGUCAACCUGCUUUGGGCCUAUCCCUUUGGAUACAUUAAUGGGAUUGGCCCCGACUCCUCGAGGAAAAAUCUGUCAUGCUUCGUUGCUGAAAUCUAUUGCUCCUACUUUAGAGAUUAAUGGAACUCAUGAGCAAAAAGCGUUGACAUGUAUUGAAGACACCUCUAAUUUAAGUAUUCUCAAUCUAAAUAAAUCAGACGAUACAAAAGAGUCGGGCACUUUCCAGACGCAGAGCCCGAGUUCUGCGCUUGAAAGCAAUGGCUCAUACUCAGUUGAAAAGGGCUUAAUUUUCAAAUCUGACAUCGUCAUUCGAAGGCGAACCAGAUCCAGGCGACGUAAAUCCAGGACUACAUGCUCAUGGAUUCUUACGCCUUCCAUAUCUACUGCCGUUUCUGCCUCUAAGCGGAGUCCAGGUUCUAGGAAAAACAAAGAGGCUAAGAGGAAGAAAUCGUCACAGAUGCCAGUCGCAGUGGAAUCCAUAAAUAAAAAAUGCACACAUUGUGAAGUGACAGAGACACCACAAUGGAGGGAGGGACCAAUGGGGCCAAGGACUCUAUGCAAUGCAUGUGGUGUACGGUACCGUUCAGGACGUCUAUUUCCCGAGUAUGCUGGUCGUCGUUCAGGUUGUAAACUCCCAUCUCUGCACUCAAACUCCCAUAAGAAGAUUGUAGAAAUGAGAAACGGAGGUAAACAGCCGGUGAUGGAAGUCGAGGACCUCUGGGAUCUCCAAGAGUAG
This is a messenger RNA of Fraxinus pennsylvanica, 876 nucleotides long. The record is from the annotation of a GenBank genome assembly. NCBI's taxonomy places the organism in Eukaryota, Viridiplantae, Streptophyta, Magnoliopsida, Lamiales, Oleaceae.